Molecule: messenger RNA, 294 nt
Organism: Caenorhabditis elegans
Lineage: Eukaryota; Metazoa; Nematoda; Chromadorea; Rhabditida; Rhabditidae
Gene: F55E10.2
Exons: 1
Coding region: 1-294 (97 amino acids)
Source: RefSeq, marked reviewed
AUGACACCAAUCUCUACCCUAAAAACAAACUCACUUGGAGGAACCGAAGCAGACCUCACCAACCUACUCAACGCCAAUAUCCAUCAUAUGGUGCUUAUCCUUACUGUACUCUCCCUUCUUCUUCUCUGGUUGUGCUCUGCAUUUUGCAAAGAAACAAACAAGGCUGCUGCUGAAAACUUGGUUAAAAUUCACUAUAACCAUCAGUUUGACUGGGUUGCUGAGAUAGGCACUGGACUUCCUUUAAGUGGAUUUUUACGCAGAAAAGAUGAAUCCGUAGUUUAUCUCAAUAACUAA